CUGCAUAUAUACAGACAGAUAGACGGACAGACCGACAGACGGGCAUGGCUAAGCCGACUCAGGUCAGCAUACUGAUCAUUUAUAUAUAUACUUUAUAGGGUCUCCGACGCUUCUUUCUGGGUGUUACAAACUUCAUGGCAAACUUAAUAUAUCCUGUUCAGGGUAUAAUGAGAGAGCGUAUUUUUCUGAUAACGGUGCAUAUUUGUGCUUAAAAUAAAUAAAACCGGGUGAAGACCCGCCCUAGACCCCACAUAACUAACAAUCCUUAUGGACUUGAAUGUACUUCUUUGGCUUUAAUCCUACAAGUUGCAAGAGUAUGAAGUGUACGGUUAUACCCGAACUUAGCUGUUCCUUACUUGUUCUUAACAGUAUUAUGAUAGCUGUAAAGAGGAAUGGACACCUAAUGCGCUCUAAAAUGCAAUAAAAGUAAUUAUAGCACAUACAUAUGUAUGUAUGUAUGUAUAUUUUAUUCUCUAGUUAAAAGUGCUGAUCGACACUUUUUCUUUGAUCUCACAGUGGCAUCUCAUCAUUUACUAACGCAAUGCUGAGGAGUAUUUUGAAGUAAAUAUUUGAAUAAGAACUUGAUACCACAGCAUAAAAUAAACAAUAAGUAUAUUUAUAAAUCGGAUAACAUUGGAAAUAAAGAUCAGUUUUACGGAAAGGUUACAAUAAUUUAGUGUCAGUUUUAAUUUGGCAACCGAACUGUUCGUGCACUUACUCGUAGCAGAAAAAUGUUUCGCUUUUUUUUCAUUAUGUCGCUGUAUUAUAUUUUAAGUUUUCAAAUAAGAUUUUCCUUCAGUCAAAAUAAGGAUACGAAUAAGAUUUGCGAUGGCGAUUGUGAUGUGCAAAUAGGUGUCGUUGCAAAAUUUAUAAAAAUUCUCAGCUUCCCAUCGAACAUCGAGAAGCAGUUAGCUUCGAAUCGAGCAUCCAAAUGGUCUAGUUGUAUGGAAGCAGCAGCAAAGAGCUGGAGGAGUGGUAUUUACAAAAUUCAGUUAGAAAAGAUAAAUAUCACCGACUUGGAGGUAUUUUGCGAAGAGGACGUUGAUUUCGGGGGAUGGAUAGUAGUUCAACGGCGCCAAAGUGGCUCGGUAGAUUUUUAUAGAACUUGGGAUGACUAUAAAGAGGGAUUUGGUGACGUAAGGGGAAACUAUUGGAUCGGUUUGGAAAAACUGUACGCGCUUACUAAUAGUUGUGAACAGGAGUUACAUAUUCAAAUGAAAACACGCCAAGGGGAAAAAUACUACGCCAAAUAUUCAGGGUUUCUUAUUGGUGACGAGUCAGAGAGCUACGCUUUAAAGAAAUUGGGUAUUUAUAACGGAACCGCUGGCGAUUCCUUAAAGUAUCAUUCGGGAAGGAAGUUUUCAACUUAUGAUCGUGAUAAUGAUAAUUCUGCAGAUAAUUGUGCAAAGAAAUUUAAAGGUGGCUGGUGGUUUGGCGGAUGCUAUGCAAGUCAUUUAAAUGGAGUCUACGGUGAUGAUAAGGUGGGUAUAAACUGGCUUGAGAUAGAAAUAGAUGAGUCUCUAGCCUUUGUGCAAAUGAUGAUACGGCCAACUCAAAAUUGCUGGAGACGGAUAAUGUUGAGCAAUUUACAUCGAGCAAGCUUCCGUUAACAUCUAAUCUUCUUACCUACUGAAUUAUAAAAAUUAAUUAACCAAUAAACUUAAAUUCAAAUAUGUAAAUAAAUUUUCGAUUUUCUAUUUUUAUUACAAUUUAUAAUAUCUUUUAAUAGUCUCCAGAUGUAGCCGAAUGAGUUUAGGGCGGGUUUCGAUGUUCUGUAGUUAAUCAAAAAUCAGCAUAUGCUUAUAUGUAUGACAAAUAUUAAUGGGUAAGUUCCAUAUAUUAUAUAACUCAGACGGUGAAUUACUUUAGAUUGGAAAGCCGCUAAAUUAAAAAACUUUAAUGUCUUUUAAUUUUUAUACAUAUCUUAAAUUUAGUCAGAAUAUUCUAACUAUUAAAAAGUAAUCGCAAUGUUUUCGCUUUUUUCUUAAUAUCAUAUUUUUAAUUACAGAUUAAUGUUGUAGUCUUGAAUGCAAAAACCCAUUUGAAAAUAAUACAUUUCAAAUUGACAAUUUGAUAUAAAUUGAGAUCAAACAAUCGAAGAAAUGAAAUUUAUGUAGAUAAAUAUGACAAAUGUCCCCUUAUGGCAGACAAACCCGAAUAGGGAGCUCCAUUCUCAUAUAUGUAUCGACAAGACGAGUGCGAUGUACUUAAGGCAAUUUUCGCCCAUUUUACGUUUAAGGCUUCAUUAAAAAAUAUUUGCUUUUCAUUACUAUAUUAGUAUUUAAUAAUAAUUAGCAAUUUUUGAGCUUAAAACUUCAAAUGUUUGGUUUCUUCGAUGUCCGGAUUAGCGAAAAAAAUGAAGAGAAUCUGAAGCUUUCCAAUUUGGUGGUUGUCAUUCAACUUGCAAACCUUUAUUUUAUG
Messenger RNA from Bactrocera dorsalis (oriental fruit fly), 2421 nucleotides. RefSeq names its product angiopoietin-related protein 1-like. The transcript has 3 exons. Lineage: Eukaryota; Metazoa; Arthropoda; Insecta; Diptera; Tephritidae. Bases 732 to 1610 code for a protein of 292 amino acids. The record is from RefSeq and is a predicted model, not a curated record.